CCACGCCGGACUGCAGCUCCUUCCCCACCUAUUUUGAACGGUGUAGGCUCCCUAAAGAACAUUUCUUCUACAACAAGACCGCCAAGCGCUGCCAACUUUUCCUUGACUUUGGCUGCCCCGGGAGCUUGAACACCUACGACACCCUCAGGAAAUGCCAGCAAUCCUGCUCAGAGAUUGACAUUUGCACGCUGCCUCCUGAUCGUGGGCCUUGCAAGGAGAAACUGCACCGCUGGUUUUACGAGCCGAAGACCAGCAAGUGCACGAAAUUCACUUUCGGGGGCUGCGAGGGGAAUGCCAACAACUUCAACGUUGGGCCACCAUAUCUAGCUGUGGGCCAGCGCCUUUAUCUUUAUGAUUCUGGAGUGGCCUUCAUGCAGUGUCUCUAA
Messenger RNA from Notechis scutatus (mainland tiger snake), 386 nucleotides. The record is from RefSeq and is a predicted model, not a curated record. Lineage: Eukaryota; Metazoa; Chordata; Lepidosauria; Squamata; Elapidae.